Messenger RNA from Phyllotreta striolata, 3400 nucleotides. Lineage: Eukaryota; Metazoa; Arthropoda; Insecta; Coleoptera; Chrysomelidae. The record is from the annotation of a GenBank genome assembly.
GUUUUGUCAGUUUUGUGGUUAAUCUUUUAAUUAUAAUCAGAUUUUAUCCAUGUACUUUUUUUUGAUUCCGUUCUUCACAAAGCAAGUAUUCCGAAGAUAAUUCGAAAAUUGAAGUAUCCACUUUCGCGUUUCGUCACAGUAUUGCGCUGAUAAAAACAUUGUUACACAAUGUUAAGCAAAACUUGUACCCUUUCUACAAAAAUGUGAUUUCAUUUAUUAAUUUAUUAAAAUGGUCGCGGUAUAGUUAUGGUUUAGUGCGUUGUUAGGUUGUUCACGUUAAACAUGUCCUCUGAAAAUCAAGCGAUCAAUCACCCUUCGGGAAGUUCCACGUCCACUGAAAUUUAUUCAGAAAGGCGACCAAAUUUCAACCAUCGAAAUUCGUCUUCGAAAAGAAAUAAUGUAGCUGAAGCAAGCAGCAAUUACGUGGACAUUUCUCAGUCUGUAUUGAAACCUACCGCUCAGGACUUCGUUCCGGCAAAUUAUCACAAUGGAGCAAUUCGUAAAAGACCACAGUAUUACAACAAGUACAAUGACAGCAGGGACAAUAAUAACUGGAGAAGUAGAAGUGCAAAUGAAGGUGGUAAAUCGUUUAAUAGUAGUAGCAAAUUGAAAAACACCUACGAUAAAUACAAAUCGAAUUUAGAAUAUUCUAACGAAGGGUAUUCCGAUAACAAUACCGAUUCUACCAACGUUGAUUACCCACAGUAUAAAUCCAACUCUUCUAGAGGUUAUAAGAAUUAUAGUAAAAAUAGCUAUUUCUACGGGAAACCAAGAAACAAUUUCAACGACAGAGAUGGUAAUGUUGAUGAUUCGAGAAAAGUGUAUCAAUACUCAAAAAGAACAAAUAAAAGCACUUUCGACUAUAAAAACAACUUGCACCCUAAUGAAGAAUUUACCAGAAAAGACGAUAUUCCCCAGGAAAAGGAUUAUACAAAAAACGUUAAAGCCGGUCGAAAGAAAAUGAACGCAGCCUCACAGAGAGAACGAUUGGUCGAAAUGAUAAAUCGGCGUAAACUCGAAUGCCUCGUUUGUUGCGACAAAAUCAAGAACACAGAUAAAGUUUGGUCUUGCUUGUUGUGCUAUCACAUAUUCCAUUUGAAAUGCGUCGUGGAAUGGGCGAAAUCCUCCAAAAUCGAGAACGGCUGGAGAUGCCCGGCCUGUCAAAACGUCUGCAGCGAAGUACCCACCAAGUACAAAUGCUACUGCGGCAAAAUCGUGGAACCCAAACACGAUCCGAGCAUAAUACCGCACAGUUGCGGAGACAUGUGCCUGAGAGAGAGCCGCAAAUGCAAGCACAAGUGCAACAUGCAGUGCCAUCCGGGCCCUUGUCCCGAGUGCGUUAUCAUGGUGUCGAAGUCUUGCGGUUGCGGUGCAACUACACAGAUGAUUAAAUGUUGCACGGACGUUAAAAUCGUUUGCAAUGCCACUUGUAACAAACUAUUGGAAUGCGGUCUUCAUCGUUGCCAACAAACGUGUCAUCCGGGAGAAUGCGAACCUUGCAAGGAAAGCUUACAUCAAGAAUGUUAUUGUUCGAAAGAAGGCAGAAAAGUACAAUGUUGUAAAAUUUACAGCGGCGAGAAACAGUACAGUUGUAACAACGUUUGCGGCAAACUCCUGUCCUGCGGGAAUCAUUAUUGCCAGGAAUUGUGCCAUGAAAAUUCCUGCAAACUGUGCCCUCGGGAUGUCACCGUUAUCAAAACGUGUCCCUGUUUGAAAACGCCGCUUAAGGAACCCAGGCUCUCCUGCUUGGAUCCUAUUUUAUGCUGUGGACAGCUAUGCGGAAAAGUUUUGAGUUGUGGCCAGCCAAACGCACCGCACGUAUGCGAGAAUCGCUGUCACGAAGGCUCGUGUCCUCCUUGUCCCAAAACCACAUUGGUAAGAUGCAGAUGCGGACGUAUGGAUAAAGAAUUACCUUGUCAGGAACUUACUACUAAAGCUGACGACGCUCGUUGCGAGAAAAAAUGCACAAAAAAACGUUCCUGCGGAAAGCACAAAUGCAAUCAGCUGUGUUGUAUAGAAAUAGAACACAUCUGCCCGUUUCCCUGCAACCGAUUGCUCAGCUGCGGGCAGCACAGAUGCGAACGUACCUGUCACUCGGGACAUUGUCCGCCUUGCAUGGAAUCGAGUUUCGACGAAUUGUACUGCGAAUGCGGCGCUAACGUCCUGUACCCGCCGAUUCCCUGCGGCACGAAGCCACCGUUGUGUAACAACCCGUGUUCGAGACGGCGACCUUGCGGUCACGAAGCCAACCAUUCCUGUCACACGGGACCCUGUCCCCCUUGCACCGUUCUCUGUAAAAGAUGGUGUUUCGGUCAUCACGAACAAAGGUCCGCAAUUCCUUGUCAUCAGGAGAAUUUCAGUUGUGGUUUGCCGUGCGGAAGGGAUAUGGUGUGUGGGAAACAUAAAUGCGCUAAACCGUGUCACGACGGGCCUUGUCCUACGCCCUGCAAACAGCCAUGUACGGUUCCUAGGGAUUUGUGCGGACAUCCUUGCGGCAAGCCUUGCCACGAUCCACCUUGCCCCGAAAGCAAUUGUAAACAUAACGUUUUAGUUACAUGUCCGUGCGGUCUACAAAAAAGUACGAAACCUUGCAUAGAAGUGGCCGAUGAAUUUCACAACAUUCAAAUGGCGAAAUUGAACGAGAAGAUGAGCCAUUUGUCGACUAACUCAACAGUAGAUUUAUCCGAUCUGAUGAACACUAGCAAAAGACCGGACGUUUUGAAAAUAUUGGAAUGCACCGAGGAGUGUCGCGUUUUGGAGCGCAACCGAAGGCUAGCCAUCGGUUUGCAAAUUCGAAAUCCCGAUUUGAGCCAAAAAUUAACGCCGAGAUAUUCGGACUUUCUGAAGCAAUGGGGCAAGAAAGACCCGCGUUUCUGCCAGAAGGUGCACGAGAAACUGUCCGAGCUCGUCCAGCUGGCCAAAAUGAGCAAGCAGAAGAGCAGGUCGUACUCGUUCGAAUCGAUGAAUCGGGACAAGCGGCAUUUCAUACACGAGUACUGCGAGCACUUUGGAGUGGAAAGCGCCGCCUACGACAUGGAGCCGAACAGGAACAUCGUGGCUACGGCGGUGAAGGAUAAAUCGUGGUUGCCGAGCAUGAGUUUGAUGGAGUUCCUGCAGCGGGAGAACGGCCAAAGGAAGGUUCCCGGGCCGGUUUUAAGUCGGGCUUCGACUGGUAAAGGGGAAACGGUGUCGUUGAUGCUUCCUUCUAGAAUCCAGAGGACGAGCACGCCUCCCAGGGAGAUGGUCGACAUUUUCAGGUCGUAAUUACAAAACAACUAAUGCAUUUAUUAUUCUAAAUUAUAACCGAGUUAUAUUAUUAGAAAAAAAAUAAAUAUUUUUCUGUUGUUCUAUACCUAAUUCUUGUUUAUACUUUUUAUUCGAUAAAAGUCAGAGAUAAUUU